Molecule: messenger RNA, 762 nt
Organism: Aureobasidium subglaciale EXF-2481
Lineage: Eukaryota; Fungi; Ascomycota; Dothideomycetes; Dothideales; Saccotheciaceae
Exons: 2
Coding region: 1-762 (253 amino acids)
Biological process (GO): protein localization to kinetochore; attachment of mitotic spindle microtubules to kinetochore; kinetochore assembly
Cellular component (GO): kinetochore
Source: RefSeq, a predicted model, not a curated record
AUGCCUUCAACAGAAGACGAGUCGUCGCUCACCAUCCUCAGUCUCGCCGAGCCGCUGCUUGCUGCCCAUGACAGUGCCGACCGACUGACCAGGUCUGCCCUCGACGCCGAGCUCGAGCACUACAAGGACCUUUUCUCCAAACUGCGCUUCUCAUACGUCGAACAAGUCACCAAGGAGCGCUUCCUCAAAGCCAUCGUCGCACAUCCUCCAGACCUGGUCGAUGCUGCCGAAAACGCUCGCUUGGAAGACCAUCUAGCCCAGGCAAAGGCCGCUCUCAAGGCAAAGAAACAUCACACAAACCAGACUGUGCACGAGCUGCAACAACUAGCCACUCGGCUGGCACAAUCCCACGAAUUGAUCCAACUUCAAACCACCCAGCUGCACUCGUUGCCGAACGAUAUCCAGAACCUCGAUGCCACCAUCGCAAACCUCAAAGCCGCCCAGGACACGCCCUCUGACCUCCCCAUGCUGAAUCUGCCUCUCCACUCUACAACAUCUCUCCUGUCCGACAAGCACUCCGAACUCGCCCGUCUCGAUCGUGACCUCGCCGACCUGCAAUCCACCCUGCCCGACAAGAAACGCCGUGUUGCCUCUCUCAAGGCCGAUCUAGAGCCUAUACAAUCUCGCAAGCGCUCUGCCAUCAGUGAUGCUCAGGAGGUUCAGAAGAAGCGGGGCCAGCAUGCUCUUGCUCAAGACCUUGACGAGAGGGGAAAGUGGCUGAAGUCGGUUGACACUGCACUUCAUCUGAUGUUGCUCGUCUGA